CUUCCAACACUCAUGAUGUCUUCCAGCACGAAAAGCGUACAGCAUCGGCGCCGAAAGCUCUCGAACGCCACCACAGCCAGUGUCGCUGGUUCUGAACGGACCCGCGAUCGUCGACAAAACAAAACUCUCACGUGCACUAAUUGUAGGGUUCGCAAGACAAGAUGCGAUGGGACUCAACCAGGUUGCAAAACUUGUGAAGUCUAUCACGAUGAAUGCCGAUAUGAAAGGCCACCACCAAUGUCGCAAAUCAUCGCAAUGGCAAAGCGACUCCAAGAAGCUGAAGACAUUAUUGCAAAUUUGAAUGGACAUCGAAGUACAACGAGUACUCAAGCCUUGGGUGAUGACAUCGUGGCUACUUCAGAGAACGCCUCCAGUACUCGGACUAGCACCCCAAAACCAAGUGUAGCUGAAGAUGAGCACCUGCCAGCUGAACACACGGAAACCCAGAUCGACGGUAUUACAUCCUACAAAACAGUACCUGGGGAUUCUCUACUAUCAGAUCUCAGCUUAGAUGAGCACGGAAAAAUUUGCUACUACGGCCCUACCUCAGCUGUCCAUGAACCACCCAACCCUGAGAAUCACCAGUCUCCCAGCGUUGAUCUUCAGACACGCCAGUCAAAGCUGGAGAUUACGUCCAUGCUCACAUCGAAUGCUAGAGAGUUGAGAGCCUGGGAAGAGUUUGCCUUAGGAAAUUUGGCAUUCCAAAGCGAUCUUCCACGCGAGACUAUUACACAACUCCUUCAGAUCCAUUGGACAUGGAUAUCACCUAUGUUCAUGUGGGUUUAUAGACCUGCAUUCAUGCGCGAUAUGACGACUGAUGGUCCAUACUUCUCGCAAUUCCUACUCAUUGUUUUGUGUGCUCAUGCAGCAAGAUUCCAAAAUGGGCAAAUUGGACACAUGUUAAUCUCUCGAGCGCGAUUGCUUCUAGGCACAGAGAUCCAUCGUCCAAGCUCAAUCCCAACAGUCCAAGCAUUAUUGCAACUGAGUGCAAGAGACCUAGCUUUUGGGUCAAUCUCUCAAGCUUGGCUUUAUAGUGGAAUGGCGUUCAGGAUGGUUAGCGACCUGGGUUUGCAUCAAAGCACAGCCAAAAUGGUUGAACUUGGCCACCUUUCUAGCGAAGAUUUGGAAAUUCGAAGAAGACUGUUCUGGAGCUGCUACUUCUGGGACAAGGCCAUCAGUCUUUACCUUGGCCGAAUGCCCGCUCUUACAGAGCUGCCAUCUGAUCCAGCACCAGAAUUAAUGGAUCAAUUCGGGGAGACUGAGUAUUGGAGCCCAUAUUAUGGGCAAACGGGGAAUCUCUCGGAGAUCCCUGGAGGAAGUUAUCCACCGAUGAAGUCCCACUCAGUAUCGUGCUUCGAGAACUCCUGCAGGCUCGCUGUCAUUUUAAAUCAUAUCAUCUUGCAAUUAUAUUCCAGGCGGACGCCAACUCAAGUUGAUCUUCGAUCCAUCAGAGAGGAGCUAGAUGCGUGGAGAUCUCAAUCGCCGCAUCACUUGGUAUACGAUCCUGACAACCUCCCCGAAAUUUCACCUCCUCCUCACAUUCUCACGCAGAACUUGCUUUUUUACACCACGAUCAUUCUACUCCAUCGUCCAUUCUAUUCAUCCGCUGUACAUCAUUUAGCAUGUCGAAAUGCUGCAGGCAGCAUUGAAAAGCUUCUACUGUUGUUGGAGAAAACUUUCAGCUUUAACCGGAUCACGUACUUGAUGGCAUACUGCAUCUACACGGGGGCAUCGGUAUUGAUACAAGACGUCAAAGCAGGCGAUCUCGAUGCAGAUGCAAAAAUGAAGACUUUCCAUCGAGCACUUAAAGGCGGCGUCCUCACAUGCCCAGUAGUGCAACGAAGCAUCGACAUUAUCAACAAUAGUCUCAAAAACUCUACUCAAUCAUCAGGGUCUGAUAGAGAGAGCCAUCGAGACGGUUUUCUUCGAAACUACCUGCCUGCGUUCCCGUACAGCGACAACUAUUCCGAGUUUCCGGGCUACGCAGAUCUCGGCAUUACGGACUUCGACGCCAACUUGUUGGAGUGUUUUCCUGAAAAUCACAUCGAUAUCAACCUGGCAAAUGAGUGGGAAUGGCCUUUCAAUCAAACGUUGUAGAUUGUUUGUAUAUGUCACCUAUUCAAGAAAUGUGAUACUAGAAAAACUUGGUCUCAGGUUCUUCUUAAAUACGAUUUCGGUGUAUAUCUCUGUCUAGUCUUGAGCAUCAUAUUGCCACAACCGGCGUGGGUUCUCUACCCAAAUCUUCUGUAUCAAAUCUUCAUCAUAUUUGCACCAUUCUUUGCACCUCACGAUGAAAUCUGUUGUCGAGACAACUCUGUACUCCUGCACUUUCUUCCUGUCGCCGCCAGGAUUUCUGGAAACACCUCCAGAGUGUGGCCAAUCACUAGCCCAAACGACCUGAGUUGGGGCGCAACGCAGAAUUUCCUCAACAUAUUCCCCUAUUCCCGGUGUAUUUGGGAAUCGAUACGUU
Messenger RNA from Mollisia scopiformis, 2470 nucleotides. RefSeq lists its product as uncharacterized. Gene Ontology annotation, biological process: DNA-templated transcription; regulation of DNA-templated transcription. The transcript is spliced from 7 exons. The coding region runs from base 13 to 2097 and encodes 694 amino acids. The record is from RefSeq and is a predicted model, not a curated record. Gene Ontology annotation, molecular function: DNA binding; DNA-binding transcription factor activity, RNA polymerase II-specific; zinc ion binding. Lineage: Eukaryota; Fungi; Ascomycota; Leotiomycetes; Helotiales; Mollisiaceae.